UGACGCUUGCAUUCUUCCGUUCUUCAUCAAUUAUUUCCUAAGUGACUACUCUUUCAUCUUAGAGGAUGUGCCUACGCUCGUGUUAGAGUAUUCAAUCUAUCUUGACAAUCAAAUGAAGUUGAAACAAACUUGUCAGUUUUCCUUUGAUUGUGCCUUGCCCAUUUGAAACGAGCGCCUAGCGCUCUUUCCAAAUUUUUUUUUUCUUUUUGCCAAAAGAUACCACUGAUAUUCAAAUGCUUUCCAUUCAUUGUCUAAGAUGCUCCAUUUUUCUUUCGAUUGCUUGUGCUCUUUUAGAAGAGUGCUUGCUUCGAUUCUUUGGCUAAGCACUGGUCACCCAGCUUGUCGUUAAUUUUCCUAAGACCCAAACUCAACGAGGUGUUUGGCGACUCGCUCCUUUGCCGAUGUGUCUGACCUUCAGUUGGGCGCCUGACAUUUUACUCCUUAGCGAGGUGCCUGACCUUCAGUGGGGUGCCUGGCGCCUCACUCCUUCGCUUAUGUCUUUGGUAAGCAUUUGUCACACAGCUUGUCGUUUGUUGCCUUAAGACCCAAAGUCCACGAGGUGCCUGGUGACUUGCUCAUUUGCCGAGGUGCCUGACCUGGCACCUCACUCCUUCAGCGAGGCGCCUGGCACAACACUCCGUCAGCGAGGUGCCUAACCUUUCAGCGGUGUACAUGGCGACUCGCUACUUUGUCGCGGUGUUUAACAUUUGAUAGGGUGCCUGACACCUCACUCCUUCGGUGAGGUGCCUGGCGACUCGCUCAUUUACAUAGGUGUCUGAUAUUCAGUUGAGCGCCUGUCACCUCACUCCUUCAGCAAGGCGCCUGACACCACACUCCUUCAGCGAGGUGCCUAACCUUGAGUGGGCGCCUGACACCUCACUCCUUCAGCCAGACGCCUAACCUUGAGUGGGGCGCCUGGCACCUCACUCCUUCAGCCAGGCGCCUUCCUAACCUUGAGUGGGGCACAUGGUGACUUUCUCAUUUGCCGAGGUGCCUGACCUUCAGUUGGGCGCCUGGCACCUCACUCCUUCAGCGAGGUGCCUAACUUUCAGCGGUGUACAUGGCGACUCCUUCAGCCAGGCCAGGCGCCUUCCGCCAGGCGCCUAACCUUGAGUGGGGCUCCUGGAACCUCACUCCUUCAGCCAGGCGCCUAACCUUGAGUGGGCACAUGGUGACUUGCUCAUUUUCCGAGGUGCCUGACCUUCAGUUGGGCACCUGGCACCUCACUCCUUCAGCGAGGCGCCUAGCACCACACUCCUUCAGCGAGGUGCCUAACCUUCAGUGGGGCGCCUGGCCCCUCUCUCCUUCAGCAAGGCGCCUAACCUUGAGUGGGGCACAUGGAGACGCUCCUUUGCCGAGGUGUCUGACCUUCGGUUGAGCGCCUAACACCUCACUCUUUUAGCGAGGUGUCUGACCUUCAGUGGGGCGCCUGGCUUCUCAUUCCUUCGUCUAUGUAUGAUACUAACAACUUAGAACCUUACUCUUGUAAGUCUAACAUUACUUGCUUUGGUUUAUUUGAGCGUACAGGCGCUUCAAUGACGCUUCAAUGAGGUGUCUGGCGACUCGCUCCUUUGUCGGGGUGCCUGACCUUUGGUAAGGCGCCUGACACCUCACUCCUUCAGCUAAGUGCUUGACCUUCAGUGGUAGGAUGUCUGGCACCCCCACUUCUUUGCUUGUUUUUUUCUUUGUCAAACUUGUUUUAAAACGAGGAUAGGCUAAUGGGUGAACGCCCAAUCACCCCUUGUGAGACUUUUUCAAUGUCAAGCUCUUCCACGCAUCGAGGUGCGUUUCGCCACUUUUUUCGGUCGGAGGCGCCACCUCCCUUUUUUUAGGCGCUUUGGUUUCUGAAACGGAUGAAGACAGAUCUGAUUUGGCUGCUCCGUUCCAAUUGGGGGCGCCUCCUUCCUUACUUUUCGCUAGGCGCCUUUGCUUCUUGUUAAACGGUAGAUACCUUUCGCCUUCUUUCUCCUAGGCGCUCCCCCCUUGAAGGCUCUCAUCGGCGCCUUUCGCUUUGACCAUUUCUGUCGGGAGCCUCACUCCGUAGAUUAGGUAUGUUUUAACUCGGCUAUUCGAAGGGGAACAUUCGCUCUUUCUUUUGUUUGAAACAGAGGCGCCUCCGAACGUCGGGCUCAAUCAUACUGCUAUGUAGUUUUCCGCUGAAGAUGCCGCCUGCUCUCCCCUGCUGGCAGGCGCCUCCCCUUCUUCCUUCUCUCGGCGCUUUUGUUUCUAACUGUUUCUGCUUCCUUUGCAAAAGUUACCUCUCUAUAAUUGUUAUUUGUUGGGAGUUUCCCCUUCCAGCUCGUUAGGUGCUUUUGAGACGCAUCAACAAGUAAGCGCCGCCCUUCGUUAUUGCUAGGCGUUUUUUCAAUUGAAGGCGCCGCCUUCUAGUUUUCUCAUCUUACUGCUUUUGCAGGUGUUACCGAGAGCUCCCCUCCGAUCCUUUAGGCGCUCUUGCCUACCAACAUAGGUAGGCUUUGCCCCUCGUAUUUUCGAACGCCAUUCCUUGGAUUUUGCUAAGCUCCUUACCUUGUUUAUCGCUCUAUGAUACUUGCACCUGUUUAUAAUGCAGGUUCAGCCUCAAGGCGUCUUAAGGCACCCGUUUUUCUUAUGCGUAGCCUCUUUGAAAAGAGGUGAUGCGUUUUGGUUUCUCCUCAACGGAGGAAGCGGGUCUGGGUGACCCCUUCUGACAAGGCAGGGAAUUUCGCGAAGGAUAUGGCCAAGGCACCACCUCUCAUGGGGACUCGUAAAACGAGCUCCCUACGCUCGGAUGAAGAUCCGGGCGUAAGCACUAAGGUUCUUCCGCUGGUUGCGGGUAAAAGGUUUUGCUAAGAUGACUAUCUUAAGCAAAACUUGAUUUUUCUUACGUGUACCCCUGAGAAGGAGGUGACACGCUUAGGCUUCUUCUCGACGGAGGAAGCGGGUCUGGGUAACCCCUUCUGGCAAGGCAGGAAUUUUGCGAGGGAUAUGGCCAAGGCGCCACCUCUCAUGGGGACUCGUAAAACGAGCGCCCGACGCUCGGAUGAAGAUCUGAGCGUAAGCACUAAGGCUCUUCCGCUGGUUGCGGGUAAAAGGUUUUGUUAAGAUGACUAUCUUAAGCAAAACUUGAUUUUUCUUACGUGUACCCCUGAGAAGGUGGUAACACGCUUAGGCUUCUCCUCGACGGAGGAAGCGGGUCUGGGUGACCCCUUCUGACAAGGCAGGAAUUUUGCGAGGGAUAUGGCCAAGGCGCCACCUCUCAUGGGGACUCGUAAAACGAGCGCCCGACGCUCGGAUGAAGAUCUGAGCGUAAGCACUACGGC
Messenger RNA from Linum trigynum, 3299 nucleotides. Lineage: Eukaryota; Viridiplantae; Streptophyta; Magnoliopsida; Malpighiales; Linaceae. The record is from the annotation of a GenBank genome assembly.